AAAAGAACCUGUGGCACAGCGAUUCCACUUUUUGCAGAGAUUCCAACCAAACAUGUGGAAACCAACAGGUACCAAUGAUAUUCCAUUGGGUCUCAAGAGAAGAUUUGGCGAUUCCGACGACGGCAGUGUUUCUCCACAAGCAAGAAACACAGGUGCAUCCAUGUCACCCUCUGGCGAGCGAGGACGUGAUCCCACUCCAAAGAUGACCAACGGUAAUUCCCCUUCAGAAAAUGGUCAGCGUAAGCGAAGAAGUCGCUGGGGCGCCAGUGAUACGAAAAUCAAUAUUCCCGGGUUACCGACGGCUAUCUCGUCGACAAUGACCAAAGAGCAACGCGAACAAUAUUCUGUGCAUUUGCGUAUCGAAGAAAUUAAUAGAAAGUUGAGGACUGGCGAUAUUGUACCGCACGAACGGGACAGAUCUCCAUCACCAGAACCAGUUUAUAACGCAGAGGGCAAGCGUGUUAAUACCAGGGACGCACGCUAUCGCAAAAAGCUGGAAGACGAGCGCCAGCACAUUAUUGAAGAUGCCAUUAAAAGGUAUCCAGAUUUCCGCCCACCGGCAGAUUACAGAAAGGCGGCAAAGACAACCGACAAAGUAUACAUUCCAGCAAAGGAAUUCCCUGAAAUUAAUUUUAUUGGCCUUUUGAUCGGACCUCGAGGUAACACACUGAAGAAGAUGGAAUCAGAAUCCGGAGCAAAGAUCAGUAUUCGCGGCAGAGGUUCCGUAAAGGAAGGCAAAAGUCGUACUGAUGCUGCUGCAAACGCCAAUCAAGAAGAAGACCUUCACUGUCUCGUAACAGCGGAUACUGAAGAAAAAGUGAAAAUAGCAGUCAAGUUGAUUGAAAAAGUCAUUGAAACGUCUGCGUCUGUGCCAGAAGGUCAAAACGAAUUGAAACGAUCACAACUACGUGAACUUGCUGCGCUCAACGGUACAUUGCGCGAUGAUGAAAACCAAACAUGUACCAACUGUGGUGGAGUUGGACAUCGUCGAUACGAAUGCCCUGAACAACAAAACGUUACCAACAAUCUCACGUGCAAAAUUUGUGGUGGACAAGGACAUAUGGCUCGUGAUUGUUUACAACGCAACAAUCCAGAAUUCAUGCAAAAAGCACAGGAACGUGAAGAGCAACUGGAUAGCGAGUACAUGAACCUCAUGGCCGAAUUGGGUGAAAAAGUUACCGACGGAGAAGCCGGCGCUGGUGCCAAGUGAACGUCCACCUUGGGCUGAUCGGGCUGCGGCUAGUGCGGCUGCUGGACAGGCGGCACCUUGGCAGCAACG
Messenger RNA from Umbelopsis ramanniana AG, 1279 nucleotides. RefSeq lists its product as uncharacterized. The transcript is spliced from 7 exons. Gene Ontology annotation, cellular component: nucleus. NCBI's taxonomy places the organism in Eukaryota, Fungi, Mucoromycota, Umbelopsidomycetes, Umbelopsidales, Umbelopsidaceae. The record is from RefSeq and is a predicted model, not a curated record. Gene Ontology annotation, molecular function: zinc ion binding; mRNA binding. The coding region runs from base 53 to 1210 and encodes 385 amino acids. Gene Ontology annotation, biological process: regulation of mRNA splicing, via spliceosome.